CGUGUGUGUGGCGCUGCGGGGCUGCAGAUGGAAAUAUCUCCAUUUGUGUCGCAAAGAGAUUAAAUUAAUCUGUUAUUAUCGGAAUUUAACAAAUUAUUUACUAAACUCUGAAGAACAGUUUUUUUAAACACAGUGUGGUGAUAUUGGUCACAAGAGAUAUGGAGAAAUGGAGAGUCAGAUGGAAGGACAGAAUGUGAACUUUGUGGAAGAGCAGCAGACCAGGAUGAGGAUAUCGUCAUAGAGGCGUGUGUACAGUGAAAUGGCAGGAUCCAGUAUUUCAGUAACUCAGGAUCAGUUCUGUUGUCCGGUGUGUUUGGAUCUCCUGAAGGAUCCAGUGACCAUUCCCUGUGGACACAGUUACUGUAUGAACUGUAUUACAGACUGCUUUAAUGAAGAUCAUAAUACAGGGAUAUACAAAUGCCCUCAGUGCAGACAGACCUUCACUACAAGACCUGCUUUAUGUAAAAAUGUGGUGUUUGCUGAGAUGGUGGAGAAACUGAAGGACACGAAAAUCCAAGAGACUCCCUGUUACGCUGGUCCUGCAGAUGUGGAGUGUGACGUCUGUACUGGAAUAAAACAGAAAGCUGUCAAGUCCUGUCUGGUGUGUCUCAACUCUUACUGUCAGAAUCAUCUAGAACAACAUGAAAAUCUCUUCAAGAGUAAGAGACACAGCUUGAUUGAGGCCACUGGACGACUCCAGGAGAUGAUCUGCCCUCAACAUGAUAAAAUGCUGGAAAUGUACUGUCGAACAGACAAGAAGUGUAUUUGUGUGCUGUGUAUGGUGGAUGAACACAAGAACCACGACAUUGUAUCAGCAGCAGCAGAGAUAACUGAGAAACAGAGAGAUUUGGAGGAAACGCAGAGUAAACUCCAACAGAGAAUCAAGGAUAAAGAGAAAGAUGUUCAGGAGCUGAGAGAGGCUAUGAUGUUUCACAAGCGCUCUGCGCAGACAGCAGUGGAUGACUGUGAGCUGAUCUUCACUGAGUUGAUCUCAUCCAUAGAGAGAAGGCGCUCUGAGGUGACACAGCUGAUCAGAGAUCAGGAAAAGGCUGCAGUGAGUCGAGCUGAAGAACUCUUGGAGCACCUGGUUCAGGAGAUUGAUGAUCUGAGGAGAAGAGACAAUGAGAUACAGCAGUUUUUACACACUGAUGAUCAUAUUCAGUUUGUGCAGAGUUUCGGGUUUCUAUCUGUGCCUCCUGGAUCUACUGACAGCAUCAAUGUCACUUCUCAUCUCUCUUAUGAUCAUGUGGUGAAAUCUGUAUCUCAACUCAUAGGCAAACUUGAGCAGUUCUGCACAGAGGAGACUGAGAAGAUACAUAAAAGAGUGAGUAACAUUGAGAUCUUUCUCACUCCUGAAUUCAGCACCAGGGACGAGUUCCAACAAUAUUUCCAUCCGUUCACUCUGGAUCUGAACACAGUGAAUCCGUAUCUCUGUCUCUCUGAGGACAACAAAAGGGUCACUGCCACUAAGACACCCCAGCGCUAUCCUGAUCAUCCAGACAGAUUUGAUCAUUGGUUAGGGGUGUUGUGUAAUGAGAGUGUGAGUGGAUGCUGUUACUGGGAGGUGGAGUGGAGUGGGAAUCGUGGUGUGGAUAUAGCAGUGGCAUAUAAGAGCAUCAGGAGGAAGGGACGCGGUAAAGAAUUUGAUUUUGGAUGUAAUGAUCAGUCCUGGAGAUUGUUUUGCUCUCCUUCCAGUUACUCAUUUGCACACAAUAACAUUGAGACUAAACUCCCUGUAGUCCACAGCUCCAGUAGAAUAGGAGUGUAUGUGGAUCACAGUGCAGGAGUUUUGUCCUUCUACAGCGUCUCUGACACAAUGAACCUCAUCCACAGAGUCCACACCACAUUCACUCAACCUCUGUAUCCUGUGUUUGGACUAUAUUGGGGUUCAACAGUGAAACUUUGUACUCUUAUAUGAUAAAUCAGUGACAGUAUCUUAACUCUAAUCAAUAAAUCAACAUCUGAACUUUAAAUAUCAUAAAAGAAAUACAUUACUUCAAGUUCAUCUGUUCAUUUGCUUUAAAGUCUGUGCUGAUGUAAAUUGUAAUAUUAUGAUUAUGUUGCGGAUACAGCUGAUUCAUUGGAUGCUUUUGAGUGAGGUAAUGAACCAGUCCCGGUUCUACGGUGGAGCUUGAGGGUGCCAAGCACCCUUAAAUGAAACGUAGAGCACCCUCAAUUGCAGACCAGGUCAAACUGCUGCCCGCUGGUCGAUUUAUCAUGAAUGUUUUUUAAUAGAUCUUUCAUUUAUCUGGAUUUUGGACCUAUCGUGCAUCCACAAGCGUUUAAUAUGAAUAUAUGAAACAUCCCAAUCAGAGAUUUAUACUUGCACAAAUUGGAAAUAUGUCAUACUUGAUGUAUGCAAUCUGGCAACCAUAUAUGCGAGUGCACACGCUUUACUACUAAUCAAACAUGCACGACAGAUAUCUGAAAUUGGAGUUUUGACAUAAUUACGGAUAGUCAAAUCUAAAAAUUAAAUGAUAAAUGAAUCUGCCAUAAAUAUUCUGCUCAAAGAAAAGAGUGAUGCAGCCACUCCAUGUCCAUUCGUGAGACUGCAUGUGCCAAGUCUACAAGCAAAUAUUUUCAGUGAUGGACUUUAGUAAAAAUGUUUGUUCAUUGAGUUAUUUGUAAAUUGUUGAAGUCCCUCACACUGUAUGUGAAUGUUACUCUGACUAAUCAUUUAUCAGUGUCAUGCAGCCGGUUUUAUUCAGUUGAGUGCUCAAUGGGAUGCCAAUCAAACCAUUGACGAGACCCACAUCAUGACCCAUGAGUGUGUUAACAGGUUGAUAAUGUUUUCAGAAUAAAACAAGUAAACGGGUCCACUUUGGGUGGUAAUACUAAAUUACCAUUGCAUUUAAGUAUGGUAAAAUAAUAAAUUAAUAAUUGUAUUAAGUCUUUAUUGAGUUUAAAAACCUGGAAAAGGGGAAGGGAUCUCACUCAAAUACCUAUUGGUCUACAGUGGAACACAUUUGAUGGGUAAAAUUGCCCUUUGAAGGUCUUUUCUGAGCACAGAAGUAAAGCAAUUAUUGUUAAUUUACACUUUACAAAUUAAUUCUGUUAUUGGUUUUAUAUGACUCCAAUAUAGAGUGGUGGUGGUGUAGUGGGCUAAAGCACAUAACUAGUAAUCAGAAGGUCACUGGUUCGAUCCCCACAGUCACCACCAUUGUGUCCUUGAGUAAGGCACUUAACUCCAGGUUGCUCCGGGGGGGAUUGUCCCUGUAAUAAGGGUUCUGUAAGUCACUUUGGAUAAAAGCGUCUGCCAAAUGCAUAAAUGGACAUUUAAGUUGACCUCUAAUUUAGAUUUAAGUUCUAAUUGAUUUCUGAUCAUUCUUUUACUAUAACAUUUUAAGUUAUUGAUCACUCUAAAUCCUCUUAAUUUUCAUUAUUCUUUCAUUCGGGUCCCAACUGUCGCUCACUGUCAUAUGCCGGCCGAUUAAUUACAUAGAUCUCACGGACACUAAAUCGCCAGUUCCGUUCAUAGUCAGCAGUUGCAGGGUUUACUAAUAUCAUCUGAUUCGGACGCCUACUGCUUGCUCAUAACCAGAUGAUAGUUUUAUUUAGUCACAUUUCAUACAACUUGCUAAGACGGUGAUAAGCAGUGACUGGUAGUCUUACGUGGUUUUCUCCUAUUCAUAAGCUUCAGUAAUGUCAUUAUCCUGGACAUAAGUUUACGGUAACAAAAGGCAUCCCUCGAAUCUACUGGUGAUCAAUGAUUUAGGAGGAAUGCAGAAUAAAUCAGAUAAUAACUAUUUAUUUGCCAGGUAGGAUUAAAAUCAUAAGUUACAAAAUCAAUCAAAGUCAAUUUUACAUAUGAUCAGAAUAAUCCGAAAUUCUUAAAAAUCAGAUAAAUAAUCAAGAGACAUACCUGACAAUAGAAACAACUACAUGCAAUAGCAAAGCAUGGGAGAACUGGCUAUAGACUCCCUUCAAUUCAAAUAGCAUUUUCCAUUACCUGAUAGAAACUACACACAGUAAGAUAUGAAUUACAGAUUUCUCCAUGAACAAUGUGUCACAUCUCCUUAAAUACCCAAACCAGAGAAAACAGACAAAGGCAAGUUUUGGAGGGGUUGGGUUUGGAACUUCUUGGGUCAUAAAAGACCCAGGCGAUAAGCACAUUGCCAAGCAAUGGCCAGAAACUCUAUUACCAGAUAUUAUCGGUUGUGGGGAUGAGACCAGAGUACCAGACACACCGAGACAUUUUGAAUGAUACCAAGCAUGCCUAGUUAUAUUAUUUGUUUUCAUAGUUUUAAUUUGUCAUAUUUUCUACAUCUUGUGUGUGUGUGUGUGUGCCUUGUGAAGGAGACAAGGGGGAGAGAGAACAGCUCCUGGGGUCAUACCUCAUUAACAUACAGGCAAGGAGGGGGACAGAGAUUUGCGUUUUAUUGUCCUUAAGAAUUUGUGAAUGUUAUCUUGGGUGGAGAUGAUAAUCUGUGAGG
Molecule: messenger RNA, 4433 nt
Organism: Xyrauchen texanus (razorback sucker)
Lineage: Eukaryota; Metazoa; Chordata; Actinopteri; Cypriniformes; Catostomidae
Product: tripartite motif-containing protein 16-like
Exons: 8
Coding region: 260-1918 (552 amino acids)
Molecular function (GO): protein binding; zinc ion binding
Source: RefSeq, a predicted model, not a curated record